AUGAAGAAAGAAAGGGAGGAAGAACAAGCUCAGUUCGUCAAAAGCCUUUCUAACCUGAGACCUAUUCAGGUCAAUGCAGAUGGUUCUGCAUCCUUUGAGCUUGACAUGGACCUUAUUGACCCAAGCAGCUCCAUAUUCCUGUACAAGGAUGGUGAAAUGGUUCCGUAUACAAAGGAGUUGGGAGAUAAGUUAAAGCACAGCCUCAAACAAGUGGGGAAAAAGUAUAUUUUCAGUAUCAGGGAUCUUAUGCCAGAUGACGCUGGACUGUAUCAGUUGGAUGUAGAGGAUGUGAAUAUGUUUUCCACUGAUUUUAAAAUCCCCAUGGUGGAUUUCUUGGUGAAAAUUCAGGAAGUUAAGGCAAUCGAGAGAGAAGAUGCUGUCUUUGAGUGUGUCCUGUCAAAUCCCUUCUCCAAGAUUUUGUGGUUUGGCAAGAAUUUGCCACUGGAACAAGGGGAUAAAUAUGAUAUCCAGGUUUCAGAAGACAAGCUCAUUCACAGACUGGUAGUCAAAGACUGUAUGAUAGUAGACAAAGGAAUUUAUUCUGCCUGUGCAGGAAUAAAAUCUUGCAAUGCAUGGCUUGUUGUUGAAGCCGAUAAAGAUGCGCAAAAGGGGAAAAAAUCAGCAAGGAAAACAACAAGGGCAGGAGGAUCUGGGAUGGAUUUGCAGAAGAUUGCCCAGGAGCAACAAGUAAAACUAGAAAAGGAGAGAGAGGAAAGGAAAGAACAAAUUAAAGCUGCAAAAGAAGCUGUGGCAGCUGCACCCCCACCUCAUGCACCCACUAAAGCUGCAGCUGUGGCUGAACCUAAAGAACCGAAACAUCCUGAACCAAGAAUGGAAAAAAGCCCCGAUCCACCGGUUGUGGAGGAAGUAAGAACUG
Micropterus dolomieu (smallmouth bass) is the source of this 877-nucleotide messenger RNA. Its product is annotated as immunoglobulin-like and fibronectin type III domain-containing protein 1. The transcript has 6 exons. Lineage: Eukaryota; Metazoa; Chordata; Actinopteri; Centrarchiformes; Centrarchidae. The annotation marks the transcript as partial. The record is from RefSeq and is a predicted model, not a curated record.